GCCACCAUGUUGGUCCCCCCGGAUAUGAUGGCCGCUCAGACGCGCAUGAUUUAUCAAAUGAAUCGCUAUUGUGCUGAACGUGUACAGGCGCGAAUGUUCAAAACCGCCACCGCAAUUCGAGAAAUUUGUAAAAUUGUCCAGGACAUACUGAAGGAGGUGGAAUUACAGGAACCACGUUUUAUAUCCAGUUUGGUGGAAUGCAAUGGAAGAUUCGAAGGCGUCGAAGUUAUCUCACCCAAUGAAUUCGAAAUUGUGUUGUAUCUCAAUCAAAUGGGCGUCUUCAAUUUUGUCGAUGAUGGCACUUUGCCCGGUUGUGCAGUUCUCAAGCUAAGUGAUGGCCGGAAACGCUCCAUGUCGUUGUGGGUUGAAUUCAUCACCGCCUCGGGAUAUCUAUCAUCUAGGAAAAUUCGAGCUCGUUUCCAAACCCUUGUCGCACAGGCAUGUGAUAAAAGUAUUUAUCGAGAUAUGGUAAAAAUGAUUGGUGACACAACAGAGGUUAAGUUGCGUAUACGUGAACGAUUUAUUGUUCAAAUUACGCCGGCAUUUAAAUGUUCUGGUAUUUGGCCACGGUCGGCAGCGCAUUGGCCGCUGCCGCAUAUACCAUGGCCGCAUCCCAGUAUUGUGGCUGAGGUGAAGACGGAGGGAUUCGAUUUACUCUCCAAGGAAAGUGUCAUAUUUCAAAAUAAGAAUAAUAACGCAGCCAGUAUGGAGGGUGAUGCAUGGGUGUUGAGCUUCUUCGAAGCGGAAAAUCGUCUGUUACAAGGUGGCUGCCGCCGUCGUUGUUUGAGCAUCCUCAAGACUCUGCGUGAUCGUCAUUUAGAAUUGCCCGGCAACCCCAUAACCGCAUACCACUUGAAGACGUUGCUUCUCUACGAAUGUGAAAAACAUCCACGUGACUUUGAAUGGGAUGAACCGUGUAUUGCCGAUCGUAUUAAUGGUAUAUUUCUGCAGUUAAUAUCCUGUCUGCAAUAUCGAAGAUGUCCCCAUUAUUUCCUACCUACAUUGGAUUUGUUUAAGGGUAAAUCGCCGAGUGCUUUGGAACAGGCCGCCAAGCAGGUGUGGCGUCUGACAAGGGAAAUGCUGACAAAUGCCAAUGCCUUUGAAAAAUUGUAA
Molecule: messenger RNA, 1113 nt
Organism: Musca vetustissima
Lineage: Eukaryota; Metazoa; Arthropoda; Insecta; Diptera; Muscidae
Product: protein mab-21-like
Exons: 3
Coding region: 7-1113 (368 amino acids)
Source: RefSeq, a predicted model, not a curated record